AUGUCUGACCGCGAGUUUGGCGGCAACGACGACCUGUCGCUGCCCAAAGCGACCGUCCAAAAGAUUGUUCAAGACAUCCUCGCCAGCGAACCUGGCAUGACGUUUGCCAAAGAUUCGCGCGACCUCUUGAUCGAGUGCUGUGUCGAGUUCAUCACGCUCAUCUCAUCUGAAGCCAACGAAAUCGCCGAAAAAGACGCCAAGAAGACAAUAGCCUGCGAACACGUCAAGGCUGCCCUGGAAGAGCUCGACUUUGGCGACUACGUCCCCGCAAUCCUCGAGGUGGCUCAAGACUAUAAGAAGCAGCAGCAGAAUCGCGAAAAGAAGCAGACCAAGAUUGAGCAGAGUGGCAUGACAGAGGAACAGCUCAUCGCUGCGCAGGAAGAGCUCUUCAAGAACGCUACGAGCAAGUUCAACGCGCCGCCUGCGCAGUAG
Messenger RNA from Alternaria atra, 432 nucleotides. RefSeq lists its product as uncharacterized. Gene Ontology annotation, biological process: RNA polymerase II preinitiation complex assembly; negative regulation of transcription by RNA polymerase II; chromatin remodeling. The coding region runs from base 1 to 432 and encodes 143 amino acids. NCBI's taxonomy places the organism in Eukaryota, Fungi, Ascomycota, Dothideomycetes, Pleosporales, Pleosporaceae. Gene Ontology annotation, molecular function: general transcription initiation factor activity; TBP-class protein binding; core promoter sequence-specific DNA binding. The record is from RefSeq and is a predicted model, not a curated record. Gene Ontology annotation, cellular component: negative cofactor 2 complex. The transcript is spliced from 3 exons.